UUCUCUUUUUGUUAUUAUAAUCUGUUUUGCCUAACUCUCUUGUUUAUUUUGUAGUUAUAGCAUCUUAAAAUUCAUUGAUUUUACAGAGGGCAUGGUGGGGAUGGCUGCAUGGUUGGAGAAGACAAUCUUAAAGGUCUUUUCUAACUCUAAUGGUUCUAUGAUUUUAUUAUAUGAAUGUGAACAAGGAUAGUGGGGAAAAUUCUUCCUGUCUCUUUAUAGUGGACCGUAAACUCUAGCAGAGAAACUGCAGUAAUUACUGAGUUUAUGCAGAUCUUCAGACUGAGCGGAACGCUUUGGGCUGGAAGAAAUCUUUGCUUUGCAAGUUCUCUGAUAUGGGCCACUUGCUGUCAGCACACAGUUGUCCUUAACUAAACUGCACGUGUGAAAUACAGUACUGCUUUCCAAUACGUUCUCCCUCUUGUCUCCUCUGCUGAUUUGAUGAGAGUCCUAUGUUAUCAGUCACUGGUUUAAAAGAAGACAACUUUGAGCGGUGCUUGAGAACCAGUUGGAGAUUGAUGAACAGAUUCUGAUCCUGCUUGAUUUGUGAUAGUUCUUCAUUCUAGACAGAAGGACAUCAGAUACGUGGAAGCAUGUCUGGGAAGCCAGUUGUGCACUAUGCUAAUAUACGAGGCCGAAUGGAACCAAUAAGGUGGCUACUAGCAGCUGCUGGAGUUGAGUUUGAAGAAAGAUUUGUGGAAACAAAGGAAGAUCUCCGAAAGUUAAGGACAGAUGGAUUCCUGCUGUUCCAGCAAGUGCCCAUGGUGGAGAUCGAUGGGAUGAAGUUGGUGCAGACCAGAGCCAUCCUCAACUACAUAGCAGGGAAAUACAAUCUCUACGGGAAAGACCUGAAGGAGAGAGCCCUGUACUGUACCAGUACUACCUUUGUUAGCUCGUAGCUGGUACUGCUUUUCUGUGUGACACAAGAAUGUCUCUGUGUACAUGUAACUCACAAGAAGUUUAGAUUCAGGGAGUUUUCUUAGAGCAUGUGUUGACCGUGAGUGCAGGUGAGGUGUACAAUAGCAAUAAAUAGGUAGAUAGGAUAAGAAGAAAGGCAGCAGGGAGUUUCUGAAGAUCAGAGAUCAGUGCUUUAUCAGGGG
This is a messenger RNA of Lagopus leucura (white-tailed ptarmigan), 1097 nucleotides long. RefSeq names its product glutathione S-transferase-like. Lineage: Eukaryota; Metazoa; Chordata; Aves; Galliformes; Phasianidae. Gene Ontology annotation, molecular function: glutathione transferase activity. The transcript is spliced from 3 exons. Bases 591 to 896 code for a protein of 101 amino acids. The record is from RefSeq and is a predicted model, not a curated record. Gene Ontology annotation, biological process: xenobiotic metabolic process; glutathione metabolic process.